Molecule: messenger RNA, 498 nt
Organism: Sphaerulina musiva SO2202
Lineage: Eukaryota; Fungi; Ascomycota; Dothideomycetes; Mycosphaerellales; Mycosphaerellaceae
Exons: 1
Molecular function (GO): protein binding
Source: RefSeq, a predicted model, not a curated record
AUGACCACGGCCAGUUACGAGGCUCAGACUUAUCCGCGCCUCAAUUUGAAAGACUUUACAUUGGAUGAAAAUAACUUGGAGCGCGACUGUCCACUCGACAAUGGACGCCAUCAAAAGUUACCAGAGUACGACCUUGGAACGCUGGACUCCCUGCCCCUUGAGAUUCUUCAGGAAGCAAUUUCCUACCUGGACUUCGACACGCUGGCAGCUCUCAGACGCGUCAAUGCUAGAGCAAUGGAAGUAGUGGAGUCUGUGCCUGCAUACCGCGCAACUUUACAGCUUUGUCCUAACAUCGUCCGAGGGCUCUAUAGCAUCCACUACGGCGCCUACGUUUCCUUGAACACGCUCUGGAGCACUCUCGGGAGAGCUAGAUGUGAAGAUUGCGGCGAUUUCGGUGGCUAUAUCUACCUUCUUACCUGUCGGCGCGUGUGCUUUCUGUGUUUCCGCACGGCAUGCAGAUUUUACCCAUUGCAAAUUGCAGAGGCUUCCAAGCAAUAC